Opisthorchis viverrini is the source of this 1830-nucleotide messenger RNA. RefSeq lists its product as hypothetical. Gene Ontology annotation, cellular component: ESC/E(Z) complex. The coding region runs from base 109 to 1794 and encodes 561 amino acids. Gene Ontology annotation, biological process: negative regulation of transcription by RNA polymerase II. The record is from RefSeq and is a predicted model, not a curated record. The transcript has 6 exons. NCBI's taxonomy places the organism in Eukaryota, Metazoa, Platyhelminthes, Trematoda, Opisthorchiida, Opisthorchiidae. Gene Ontology annotation, molecular function: protein binding; nucleosome binding.
AGUCAGAAUACGGGUCUUUGGUGAAUCAGAGCAGUCGUCUCAAGGACUGCAUCCAGUACCUAGCCUAGGUGGCUAGGCCGCCUGCUAGGUCCGAUAUUACUGAAUACUAUGGGUGUCGAUUGCGAUUCAAAGCCCCGCAACUCGUUCCGAAGUCCCAACGAGCCUCCUGUAGACGGAUCUUACACCUCGCCGCGCUUUGCAUCCUCUCAACAACUCAACGGCUGCCCUCCUUCGACAAAUAGACGUGCGAGGCGACAAUCUCCCGCAACUGCUGCUAAUCUAACGAGUCCUGUUAUCCGGAAAGAAUCGGUCCAAACACUUCCUUGUUCUCCCACAAAGGUGUUGACGGAGAAUGUGCUGGAUACUGCUCCCAUUCCCAAUUUCCCGUAUAAACAUACAUGCACUAUUCGUGAAUCUCAUGGUCGUUCCGUUUUCGGAGUUGCAUUCAAUUCGAUAAAUCGAACUCGUACAUCUGAUCCACUGCUGUUCGCUACAGUUGCUGGAAAUUUCGUCACUAUUUAUCAGUGCAUUUUAAAGCCAACCUCCAAUGAGGCAUCCAACUCCGAUGGACCACCAGUUCUUCUACUUCAGUCAUUCACCGAUCCUGCGGGAGAUGACGAAGAAUUCUACUGUUGUGCUUGGUCUCGAGAUACAAGUGGAAAUGUGGCUUCAAGUUGGUGGACUGAUUGUUCCGAAAGCCGCUUGCCCCGACCCGUCCCACACCAGCACCAAGCCCCGCUGACCUAUUCCACGGCAUCCCUCCUCCCACCACAUCAGCAGUUGGUGGCUGCUGCGGGCAAGAGAGGUGUAAUCCGGAUCCUGUGCCCAAGCCUAGCCAGCUGUCCAACAAGUCUGGUUGGGCAUGGUGCCGCAAUCAACGAAUUACGUUUCCAUCCACGAGAUCCGGCCCUGUUGUUUUCAUUCAGCAAAGAUUACACGGUCCGGCUUUGGAACAUCGCCAGCCACGUGUUGGUGGGUAUUUUUGGUGGCGUCGAAGGUCACCGCGCUGAGAUACUUCAUGGUGACUUGUCGCUGACCGGCGACCUACUUCUCACAGCCGGUAUGGACCACUGUAUAAAGAUUUGGCGGCUCAACACACCAGAAUUGGCCAACGCCGUUAUUGAUUCAUUUAGCUAUCGGAGUCGGCUGAAUCCAAAACCUUUUCCAGUUCUAAUCCAACAUUUUCCUGAGUUCAGUUCCCGUGAUGUGCACGGAAACUAUGUGGACUGCGCUCGGUGGUUUGGCUCCCUCGUCAUUUCCAAAUCUUGUGAAAAUAGUGUAACUUUAUGGAAACCUGGCCCCAUGGAUGAAACCUCACACGUCUCUUCCCCCUCGUUAACAACAUCAGCUUCUCCGAAUACUACCACCACUGAGGUUGAUGGCGUUCGUUUACCCAGUCGUUUGCAACCUAUCGGCACUACUGUUUCAUCCGAACCUGCUGCCAACCCCAUGCCUGGUGUCCCAACGGAGCACAAAAUAAGCAUUAUUCACCAGCUGAAGGCUCCAGAUUGCAAUCUGUGGUACAUUCGUUUUGACGUGGACUUGGCAAAUCAAGUCCUUGCUUUAGGCACCGGAACGGGGCCUGCUCGUAUAUACCUGUGGGAUUUAAAAUGUCCGGAGGCCGCGUUGAACCUACCAGCACAAGUUUUGUACAUUCCUUCCUUGUCUGGUACGGGUAACAGUGGCAUUCCGAUAAGCCACAGUGCCAUACGCCAGACCCGCUUUGCGAACGAUGGAAAAACCCUCGUAUGUGUUGGAGACAAUGGACUGAUUGUGCGGUUUGACAAACCCUAGUCGCUUACAAGUCAAUGAAUGUUAACCCCUCUGUUG